Messenger RNA from Eufriesea mexicana, 4754 nucleotides. It is a transcript of the gene RecQ4, whose product is annotated as RecQ4 helicase. Gene Ontology annotation, molecular function: ATP binding; four-way junction helicase activity; zinc ion binding. NCBI's taxonomy places the organism in Eukaryota, Metazoa, Arthropoda, Insecta, Hymenoptera, Apidae. The record is from RefSeq and is a predicted model, not a curated record. Gene Ontology annotation, biological process: DNA replication; double-strand break repair via homologous recombination. Gene Ontology annotation, cellular component: cytoplasm; chromosome; nucleus. The coding region runs from base 1 to 4716 and encodes 1571 amino acids. The transcript has 9 exons.
AUGGAAAUAUUGGAAGACCCAGUGUUUAAAACAGAAUAUCAAAAAUAUAAAAUUCGUGUAAAAUUAUGGGAAAGUCGCUUUACUGAAAAACAUGGACGUAAACCGAAUAAGAAUGAUAUUAAAGAGGCUGAUAUGAAAAUCAAAGAAUCUUAUAAAAUGUAUUGGAAGCUGAAAACACGUGCUUUAGAAGAAACAUUUACAGAUAUUUCAUUUUCUGAUGAAAGAGAAGAAACUACCCCUAUUAAAUCUGAAAUAGAAACAUCACCUAAAGAAAUUAAAGAAACUGAAGAAGUUAAAGAUAAUGAUAAAUCUUUAAGAAAUAACAAUGAACAAGUUUUAGAAGAUAUGUGUGAAAAAGAUAAUAACGAUAUAGAUAAAAGUAAUAAAAUACAAAAAGAUAAAAACCAUAUAGAAAACACAGAUGGAAUAAAUAUGGAAGAUACAAUUGUAAAGAAUAUAGAAAAUGCUGAGAAAAAAGAUACUGAAAAUAUAGAUCCACAAGAAUAUAAAAAUCAGAGUACCAUUAAUAAUAUCACAAAUGAUAUUUUAGACGAAAAUAAACAAAAAAAUAUAAAAGGUGUAUGGGGCGAUCAUUUAAGUAAAAGUAAUGAACAAGUACGCAAAAAGAAACAAACGUCACUUUUAAAUAGAUCAUCCUCUUUUCAGUUGUCACAAAAUAAAUUUACAAGUUCAAGCUUCACGAAAAGAAAUCCUAGAAAGUCUUUAUCUACCACAAAAAUAAAAAUUAAGUCUGAGAAAGACAAUGAUAAUAACACGAUUGAAUCAAACUCAAAUGUAGAAGAAAAUAAUGAAGAAGGUUUGGAUGUUAAUCAAGAAACAAAAUCUAUGUUUGAUGAAUCGUCAGUAAAAGUAACAUUUGUGGACUUUAAAUCAACUGUUCAAUCUAUUGGUACGCUACAACAAUUAAGUGAAGGACAUAUUAUUAAUAGAAACUUAAAUUCUGGGUGGUUAGAUAGGUGUUGCAAACAAAAUAAUGUGGAAUACCCAGCAUUUGAUUUACAGAGACUUUCUGGAACAAGUGACUCUGGAGUUGAAUCAAUGGAAUCAAGUAUUCGAUCACCUGCAAAGACAUUUGCAUCUGAGUCACAAAAUCCUCCUCAGAUAUCAGAUGAAGAAGAUUUUAUUUGCAAUAGUGAUUCAGAAGAAGAACAUAAAAACAAACGUAUCAGAAAUUGCAGAAAAAGAUUUAGUGAUCAAGAAACUUGUCCUUCUAAAAAAAUAUGUAUUGAAAAUAAUACAGAUGCUUUAAAAUUAAAUACAAUAGAUAUGCAACCCAUGCAUUUUUCCAGUGAAGAAAAGUGCAACAGUUUAAACAUUACUAAUGUAGCUGUAAGUAAAGGUAAUAUUAUAAAUAAUAAUGUUAAUAAUCAGACAAAAUUGGCUAUUGAUACUGACAAAUUCCCUGACAAAGUAAAAAAUGUGCUUGAGAUUGUAAAUACUAAUAUUGAUGAUGAAGAAAAUAUAGAAAAAUCAUCUAAAAAAGAAUCUAUAACUCAUAAAAUUCAGAGAAAAAUGAAAUGUGUGACAUCUGAUGACUUGGAUCCUGAUUUUAAUGAUUUUAAUGAUAGCAAUAUAAAAGAAACAAAGGGCAAAAAGAAAGUACCAAAAACAAAGCAAACAAGUACAAGAAAGAACAAAACUACUAAAGGAUCAACUUCAACAAAUAAAACGAAAACUAAAGUUAGAACAAAAAGGUCCACUAGAAAAAAGAUGGAUUUAGAAGAUGAAGAAGAUGUCUUAGAAACUGGCAAGCAAGAUCUUGAAACUACAAAAGAUAAAAGAUCUGAAAUAUAUGGAAUAGAAACCUUACAAACUGUACCACGUUUUGCAAUGUGUAAAAGUACUCAAGGAGAUCUUAUUAAACAAUUUGCUAAAUCUGUUUCUUCAAAAACUGACGAUUUAAGUUCUUCUACUGUACUUGUACCUGCAAAAUCGAAAGGAAAAUUAACAGAUAAAGAAAAAUUAGAAAAGAAAGUAGUAGAUGGGAACAUAAAUGACAACUUUGUUAGAAUAAAUUUAAAGAGAAAAGUCUUUGUGCGUGGUAAAAAACAUUUCAAUUUCUCAAAGUAUAGAAAGAAUCAAUGGAAAGAAAGAAAAAAGCAAUUGGGAUCUAGCGAGGGUAGUUUAGAAGUAGUUGAUUUUAUUGAAAAGAAAGGUGUGUCAACAUGUUUUAAAUGCGGAAAUGUUGGUCAUUUUUCAAGAAAUUGUCCAAACGGAAAAGGCGAUGAUUUAAUGCCGUUAAACGAGAUGGAUGAUGAUUCGGAAUUUCCAACCUUAGAAGAAGCUCAGAAAAUGGCUAGUCAAAAUGCAAUUGUAGCACACGCUAAUAGAAUGGAUCGUUUGCCGGAGAAACCAUUAUACUCUUUUGAAACGAAUUCUGAAUCGAUAGAAAAUAAAAUGGAGGACAAAAAUGUCGAUGAUGAUUUAUGGGAACACAUUGAGAACGAUGAAAUCUUAUGCGGUCAUGAAAUUCCCGAAGAUUUGGUACAAAAAUUAUUACCACCGGAAAUUGGAUUUGUACAGCCGGUGUAUAGACUUACAGAAGAUGAGUCGUGCAUAGAAACACCAUCUGAAAUUUUCGAUGUGUUACGAAAAUUUGGUCACGAUACGUUUAGACCUGGACAAGAAAAAGCUGUGAUGCGAAUACUUUCUGGUCAAUCAACUUUAGUAACAUUAUCGACUGGUUCUGGAAAAUCUUUAUGCUAUCAGUUACCUGCAUAUAUCUAUUCUAAAUAUUCUAAUUGUAUCACUUUAGUUAUAUCACCAUUAGUAUCCUUAAUGGAUGAUCAAGUAAUGGGUAUACCAUCGUUUUUGACUGCAGCUUGUCUGCACACUAAUCAAACUCAAAAAAUAAGAGAUAAUGUUAUGAACAUGGUAACACAAGGAAGACUGAAUAUUUUACUAAUUUCUCCAGAAGCUGUAGUAGCUGGAGAAAAAUCAACUGGUUUUGGAGCUUUGUUAAGGCAACUUCCACCAAUUGCUUUUGCAUGUAUAGAUGAAGCACAUUGUAUUUCACAGUGGUCUCAUAAUUUCCGUCCAUCUUAUCUUAUGGUUUGUCGAGUACUUAAAGAAAAAUUAGGUGUCAAAACGAUUUUAGCUCUUACUGCUACUGCAACAAAAACUACCGCAGAAAACAUAGUAAAUUGUUUAGGUAUACAAGAUGGAAUGGCGGGUGUUAUCUCCGAUAUUCCAAUGCCUAAAAAUCUGCUAUUAACAAUUUCUAGAGAUGAAAAUAGAGAUCAAGCUUUAAUUAAAUUAUUACUAGGUGAAAGAUUUCAAGAAUGUGACUCGAUUAUUGUUUAUUGCACUCGUCGGGAAGAAUGUGCAAGAAUUGCUGCUCUUCUAAGGGUUUCUUUACAGAAUGUGAAUAAUCCAGAGAAAUCAAAUAACAAACUAUCGCCUAUCGCGGAAGCGUAUCAUGCUGGUUUAUCGGCUUAUCGUCGAAAAAUUGUACAGAAAGCAUUCAUGAAUGGCCAAACUAGAAUUGUCGUUGCUACUGUAGCUUUUGGUAUGGGUCUCAAUAAGCCAGAUAUUCGCGUUGUUAUUCAUUACAAUAUGCCAGGAACCUUCGAAGGAUAUGUUCAAGAAGUUGGAAGAGCUGGUCGAGAUGGACUUCUAGCGCAUUGCCAUUUAUUCUUAAGUCCAACGGAAGAUAAUGAUAAGUGGGAAUUACGUCGACAUAUUUAUGCAAACGGAGUAGACAGGCAUACAAUUAGACGUUUACUUCAAAACGUUUUUGUCCCAUGUUCGUGUGCAAAGUUACGUGAGAAAAACGCAAAUUGUAGAUGUCCUGGUCAUGAAGUUGCUAUACCAGUUGACGAAACUGUUGCAGCUUUAGAUAUUUCAGAACAAUCAAUUUCAACGCUUUUAUGUUACCUCGAAUUACAUCCUAAAAGAUUUAUUACUGUUCUUUCAUCCGUAUAUGUCAGAGCUAAAGUUUCAAGUUAUGGUGGACCUCAAGCAUUGAAACAAGCUGCUCAAACGUCACCACCGCUCGCAAUGGCAAUAGCAAUGGAUUUACAAAAUGGUAUUUCUCAUGAAAAUGAUAGCGUUAUUGAAUUUCCCGUUGUAGAUGUAGCAUCUGCUAUUGGUUGGGAUAGUGGUGUAGUAAAAAAUCAUCUUAAAAGUUUGGAAUGGAAAACAGUUAAUGGAAUUCCAAAGCGUUCAGUAAUUUCGGUAAAAUACGAUACACUUGGUUUAAGAGUAAAAGCUCCAGGUGACUUGACAGAGAUGGAACAAGAUGAAGCACUCGAUGCUUUAUUUAGCCGUGCUCAGUCUCAAGAAACUUCAGCUUUACGGCAACUCGAGACAAUUGGUAUUACACUUCAUAAGUUCAGUGUACCAUCUGUAAAAGAGUGUCUAACAUUGACUGAUGAAAUGACUAACAACUCUGAUAAAUUAAAAGAUGUUGUUCGCGAUUAUUUCGACGGAAAAGUUCUAUUCGACAUAGACUGCAAGCAACAGAAUAAAAUGGAGAAUGAAGCGCAAAUAGCCUGUGAUGUACGUAACUUAGUUCUAAGUUAUCGAGACAAUAAUUUCACUGGACGUGCAGUCGCUCGAAUAUUUCAUGGCAUACAAAGUCCAAAUUAUCCUGCUUAUGUAUGGAAUAAAUCCCGUUUUUGGAGGGCUUACCUUUCAUAUAACUUCAAUACUUUGUGUCAAAUUGCAACAAGAGAAAUUUUAGCUUUACGUUAGAGCGACUGUUUUCAAUGUUUUUAAAUAAAAUUUUUAAU